Mugil cephalus (flathead mullet) is the source of this 773-nucleotide messenger RNA. RefSeq lists its product as uncharacterized. NCBI's taxonomy places the organism in Eukaryota, Metazoa, Chordata, Actinopteri, Mugiliformes, Mugilidae. The record is from RefSeq and is a predicted model, not a curated record. The coding region runs from base 79 to 741 and encodes 220 amino acids. The transcript has 6 exons.
GAGGUUUGUGAGGACCAAACGUAGCGGGAGCCGCUGAAAGACGCCUUUGAGCAAACUAGAGAAGAUCCGUCCGAGGAGAUGAAGUGCGUUGUUGCUGCCGCCGCCGCCGUCGUGCUGCUGAGUCUGGUCUCGCUGGGACGCUCUGCUCCUCUCCUAGGCUGCGACAGUAUCGUAAAACCAAUAACCGUCAGCAAAGAAGAAACUUUGGGUGAGUGGCUGUACGUCGGGUCGAGCUCCAACGUCCCCGGGAGCCGCUCCCUGGGACACCUGCUGACCAGCGUCUGGUUCAACAUCACCGAGAACAGCGAGAGCAACAUCCUGGACGUUCUCCAGGUCCAGAGGACAUAUGGAGAAUGUUCAGCAAUGAAAUACAACGUGAUCUUUGAAGACAGCGCGAUGAUAAUUGAGCAACCUUUCUACCUGAAGGACGUCUUCCUGACCACUGACUGCGCCGACUGUCUGGUCAUCUUCGAAGAAGUUGUCUCUGGGCAAAAUGAGUUCACCUCUCUUCUCCUGUUCAGCCGGGGAAAGACGGCCUCACCUGACACCCUGGAGCUGUUCAAGAAACAAGCUGAAUGCCUCCGGAUGCCGUCGCCCAUAAUCCUUGACCCAAACUACGACAUGUGUCCUGCUGACAUCCAACCGGUCGAAGGGCUCAGUGCGCUCAACUCCUUAUUACAGACCAAGAUGCUUCGAUUCGCAAGAAUCCUGGAUUUCUUUUUUGACAUGUUUGUGAACUGAUCAUAUUUUGUAAGAUUAAACAUUAAAUUAGA